ACCAAAAGGAAAUUAGAAUAUGCGAUCUAUUCGGUCUAAAUUUUUUCCCAAAAAUCCUCUCUUUGUGUUUUUUUUUUUCCACUCCUCCAAGUCGCGAUUGAAAUCGAGAGUUUCAUUACUGUUCUUCCAGUUCAAAGCUCAAUUCAACUGUUUCGUCGUCUCUCGUCUUCUUCUUCUCAAGGUUACUGUUCAUAUUGUGUGUUUUGUUCGAGAGAGAUUACACAUGAAUCAUAUCAAUGAAGUUGAAAAAGUUACUUAUUUCGACGAUUUACAAUCUGGGUUUCGUAAUUCAGAUCUCAAUUCGACAACUUUUUUUUGGGGAAAUUCGAGGGACCCAAAUGCCAACGAGUCAGCAUCAUGUCGUUAGAACAGACAUUUCAGAGUUAAAAUCUCAGAUCGAGAAGAAGAUUGGUCGGUCCAAGACUGAGACUUACCUUAAUCUCUUGUCAAAGUUCUUGACUUUAAAGAUCAGUAAACCUGAUUUCGAUAAGCUUAUCGUUGCGACGGUGAAGAAGGAGAAUGUAAGUCUACACAACGCUUUGCUUAAAGGGAUUCUUAGGAAUGUUUGUUUGUCAAAGACACCUCCGUUGAUAAAGAAUGGUAUAGAGAAGAAGAAGAAGAAGCAAUUGAAUGGUUUUCAAUCUUUGUGUAAAGACCUUCCUAAAUCGCCUCGUAAAGGAAGGACUCAGCGGAGGUUUAAAGAUGGUAGUAAAGGGAAGAGUCAGGUCACUGAGGUUGUUUCUUCUAGUGGUAGGCAACAGUGUUGGUCAAUGGAAGAUGGUGAAGAAGUUGACCAGUUGAUUCGUUGUUGGAGAAGUCAACCUAUUGAAGCUCCUCUUGGUGUUAAGUUUAGGGAUGUGGUUAAGAAACAACAUCGUAUAGGGACUUGUUGUUACUCCUCUGGCGAGCUUCCUGACUCUGUUUCUUUAAAGAAGAGCUUAGAGGAUGGGUUGGGAUUGAUGGAGGAAGGGUUAGAGGUUUCGGUUGGGUUUUCUAACUUGUUGAACGCAGGGCUUGAUGUUUUCUUGAAGAGAUUGAUCAAGCCGUGUCUUGAGUUAGCAGCUUCAAGGUCUAGUAGUAGCCAAGGUGAUGUAUACUCUUCGACUAUGGGUUUAUCAGCAUUUUCUCUAGUUGAUUUUCAAGUAGCCAUGGAGUUAAACCCGUCACUACUCGGGGAAGAUUGGCCUGCCAAGCUCGAGAAGAUCCGGUUUGUCAAACCAGAUUUGCCUGCAGAUUCAGACAGGCUACUAACUCUAUAACUAGAUAGAUGUGAUUCUUCCAUUACAGAUUUUGUGUUUCUGAUUAUGUGUAUAUAUAUGUCUUGGUUUUUGUGUUUAUUUGUUUGUAUGCUUAGGUUGGA
This is a messenger RNA of Camelina sativa (false flax), 1360 nucleotides long. The record is from RefSeq and is a predicted model, not a curated record. NCBI's taxonomy places the organism in Eukaryota, Viridiplantae, Streptophyta, Magnoliopsida, Brassicales, Brassicaceae.